Aspergillus sclerotioniger CBS 115572 is the source of this 2188-nucleotide messenger RNA. Its product is annotated as HET domain-containing protein. The transcript is spliced from 2 exons. Lineage: Eukaryota; Fungi; Ascomycota; Eurotiomycetes; Eurotiales; Aspergillaceae. The coding region runs from base 198 to 2063 and encodes 621 amino acids. The record is from RefSeq and is a predicted model, not a curated record.
CCCCGCAGUACCAAUUAUAUCCCUGUUGAUACAGAACCAAUUGGCCCGACCCAGGUUCCAACCUGGUCUCCAUAGGUGGGGUUGAGUGACAGCUGCCUUUGCUCUGACGUGUCCUCGGCAGUGGGUGAGGCAGACGAAGCUUCUUAAUACUGGUCAUUCCCCGAAACAAUGGGUCUCUGGCUCUAGACCAUCCCAUAAUGUCCGGGUUAUAUAGUGCACUCGAUCCGGACAGAAGAGAAAUCCGCCUGUUGGAAAUCUGUCCCAACGAGGAUGAAGAAAACCCUAUACAGGGUAUCCUCCGGGUUGUGUCUCUCGAUGACUCUCCGAAUUUCGAGGCACUCUCAUAUGCUUGGGGAGAUAUCACCGAGCUGACGAAUCUUACAAUUAACGACUGUCCCUUCGGCAUAUCCAAAAGUCUCGCAGUGUUCUUACUGCGACUUCGUCAGCCGACUGAGACUCGUGUAGUUUGGGUUGAUUUUGUCUGUAUCAACCAGCUGGACGUACUGGAAAAGAACACCCAAGUGCCUUUGAUGAGCGACAUAUACAAGAAUGCAAGCCGGGUGAUUGCAUGGCUGGGAGAACUGUCAAAUCCAAAUAUUGAAGAUACAGUUGCUUAUAACGAUGCAAUGGAGGGACGGCAUACUUUGAGAAGUGAAUACUGGCUUGACCUCGGUGAUAAAAUCACCCUGACUGAACGAGAGAGACAGGCCCUAUACGACGCCUUGGUCAGAGUCCUUGAUGGUUGUCAUGACCUGCUAGUCAGGCCCUAUUGGAAGCGAUUAUGGACAUUCCAGGAAUGGCACCUUCCGAAAAAUGAGCCGUUGUGUCUGUGCGGGAAGCUGUCUUUUAAGUUGGGAAAUCUUGGGGUGUAUUUAUCCCACUCCUCCAAGCCUUUUAGUCCAAUGUAUCAGUGGUUUGCGAUUAUGGACAUAGCCUGGAGGCUCAGCGAAAAAAGAAAAAGUGAAAGAGAGGAUGACGGAUCAGAGAUGAAUCUGCAGCCACGACUCCAAUCUCACGAUGUAUGGCUCAAACGUCUCGAAGAAGUUACGCUCAUCGUGCCUAUGGAUUUAAUCGCGCCGCAUUUCUUCAGAAAACAUGAUCACUGUGAUAAUACUUUGACUGGACUAGUCCUUGCGACAAUUUCCCGCCAAUGCAGCCACCCACACGACAGGGUGUACGCUUUAUAUGGAAUGGCUCCCAAGGCACAGCAGAUGUUCCCUCCAGACUAUAAGAAAUCAAUGGAUCAAGUCAUGCGUGAGGCGACAGCUUUCAUGAUGAAUUAUGAGAGUGCCGAAGCGUUCCAAUUUUUCGAUCUUUGUUGCUCGAAGUCUCUUCCAUCCUGGACGCUAAGCAUCGACAAAAUGGACCUGUUACGUGUUCGACAUGUACUCAAUAACCUCUGCGUCAACAGUAAGCCCAAGAAGACGCUUUACUCAGGGCCAAUCAUCUACGCCCCCCGUGUAUCAAAUGAUCUAUCAACCCUACACAUCGGGGCCCGACCACUUGGCCGGAUCACUUCUAGUUCUCGACUUCCCUCUGAACCGGCUGACCUUUUAUCUUCAUUGGAUGCUUCAGAUACAGAUUCGCAUUCAAAAGAUGGGGAAGGUGUCGCCAGACAUCCACUACUGAGCGCCGUAUAUAACUAUACUAAAUGGACGUCGCCGCUUAGCAUGAGUGACUUCGUUGAGCUCAUAAAGUCAUCAAAAACUAAGACCCGAGAUUCAUUUCUGGCAGAGGUUCAAGAAAUGAUAUACAAGAAAGCUUUACUCUAUGAUGGCAAAGCUGGAGCAUCUGUCUUUUGGAUCGACUGCGGUGCUGCGUUUGAAACUGUCGGGAUAGCUGAAUGUGAUGCUCAGAAUGGCGAUCAACUGAUACUUCCCUGUGGGAUUGGCCAGGUGUUUAUCAUCCGAGAAUGCCCCGAUACACAUGACGAUGUGGCGAUGCACUACAAGAUUGUGGGAAGGGCAUAUGUGGAAGGAAUUGGAGAAGAGCUGGAAUUCCAGAUAACCACUUUGAUAGAAAGGUUGGAGGAAAUGCCUUUUGAGGAAUACUUUAUCUGCUAGGGUACUUUCUGGUCCUGGACAUCUAUGAAAAUUGUGUCAAUGCAUCUCCAGUAUCGUUUUGUUCCAAUAAAUACCGGCUUAGAUUGGAUUGACAGUCGAGUUCCCGCCCUUUCUACUCGUGUCCA